AUGCACCUCAAGCUUCUCCACCAGAACAGGACUCGACAACCAUGGCAGAACCCACCGAGACCAAGAUGCAGUGGCCCGCCGACGACCCAGACCCGACUCCCCACCCAACCCACAGCCUGCCCAGUCCUCACCUGCCUCCUCCUCUCCUCGCUCAACCUCCAGUCUGCCCAUUCCUCACCUGCCCCCUCCCCUCCUCAUCCGCCACCCAGCCGACACUCUGCCUACUCCACACCUGUCUCCUCUCCAGCCCAUCCUGCACCUGACAGCCCCCCGACCCAACAUCACCUGCCUCAACAACCGAUCCUCUCCCAUCCCACCUUACCCCCACUCCCACCUCUUAGCCCUGUUCCAGAGCCUGAUGAUAACGCCCCGCUGUCUCCAGCUUCCAACACAGACCACCAAGACCAGUCACAACCCCAAGAAGAUGAAGACGGUGGAGACGACGCUGGUGAUGAAGUAGAGGACCAACCCCAACAACAAGAGGAGAAUGUCCCAGAUGAAGCAGAAGAAGAAUGGCUACUAGAAGAAUUCUCUGCACCCCUGCACAAUAUCCUCCACCACCCAGACUGGGAUGCUUUCACCGAGCUACUGCAGCAGAUAACAACAACAAUGCAGGAGCACUUCAAGAUCCCAACUGACGGUAGUUCGACAACAUCAACUCCAAUCGACGUUAACGACUGUGCCGCUAUCUAA
Procambarus clarkii (red swamp crayfish) is the source of this 693-nucleotide messenger RNA. The record is from RefSeq and is a predicted model, not a curated record. Lineage: Eukaryota; Metazoa; Arthropoda; Malacostraca; Decapoda; Cambaridae.